GCGGGGCGGGCAGAGCCUGCCGUCGGCUCGGGCUCCUCCCGCGGGAGGCCGGCCGGGCCGGGCCCCGCCUGCCCGCCAUGGCGGAGGAGCGGCGCUUUCUCUCGGUCUCCGGGGUGCCGAUCGCGCUGCGGCGCCGCCAGCACAGCGCGUCCUGCCGGGAGCUGGCGGUGCGCGGCCCCCGCCUGCAGCUGCGCUCGCUCAGCGCCGCCACCUCCGCCGUCUGGCUGGCGGCCUACGGGCUCUUCGCGCUCAGCGAGAACAGCAUGGUGCUCUCUGCUGCCAUCUUCAUCACGCUGGUUGGCCUGAUCAUAUACCUGCACUUCGUGAAGAUUGACCAGGAAUCCCUGCUGGUCAUCGGCUCACUCGGCAUUCAGGUGACUUCAUCCUAUGCCUCAGGGAAAGAGAGCACAACCUUCAUUGAGAUGGGUCAAGUGAAGGAUGUGGUUAUCAAUGAAGCCAUCCAUAUGCAAAAAGUUAUCUACUACCUGUGUAUCCUCCUCCAGGACCCUGAAGAUCCUCAGGGAGUAUCUGAGGUUGUGCCACUCUUUCAGAGUUCCAAGCCACGACUGGACUGCUUGAUAGAAGUGUACAAAAGUUGCCAAGAGAUCCUGGAGCAGACAAAGACAGCUCCACAACCAAGUGAAAUAAAAUAGCUGAAAAAAAGACAGCAAACUUUCAGCAGGACUCAGAGGGACACAUGGAAAAGCAAGCAAAACUGCCCCAUGAGCAGAACUUUUUAGGCUCAGACAGAAGAAGCUUUUUCUUGCCUCUCCAGAAAAGAAUUAUAGGGAAAUAGGGCAAAGAGAGACGAGAAAAUGCAUCAAUUUUUUACUGUUUUAUGCAUCUGAAAAUUAUGCUAAAAUUAUAAAAUAACCUGCCGUAUGUAUGCAUUCUUUGGGUUUUAUUUAACCCUUUGUUUGAAAAGCACAUUCUCACACUCUUAAAUACAAAAGCUGAUGUGUGAGAUCAGACAGUAACUUCCUGAUGACAGGAGAAUUUCAGAAGGACAAAACCACAAAAUUAAACUGUUGCAUUUAGUUAUGUUUGGAAUGGAAUAAACAUGAGAGAUCUGAAGACUGACCUCUUCAGGAUCUGCUUGAAGGAGGCCCAUGUGAUGGGGUCCCUAGAGGAAAGAGGGAUCUGAGGAAGCUGAUUGAUCAGUCAAGGAUCAUUUCUUCUGAGAUCAAGAACAGCCCAUCCCAAUGAGCAGGAAGUGAAGCAGAAAUGCCAGGAAGCCUGCAUGGACGAGCAAGCUGCUCCUGGCAACGCUUGAACAAAAAAAGGAAGUAUACAGAAGGUGGAGUUAGGGACAGGUAACGUGGGAGGAAUGUAGCAACACUGUUCAAGAUGUAGUUAGAAAAGUUAAAGCCCGGCUGGCGAUGAAUCAGUUGAAGGAUGUCAAAGGCAACAAAAAUGGUUUCAGUAAGUGUUGCCCUAUCAAAAGGAGCACAGGGAAAAUGUGAUCCCAUUGCUGAAUGGGGCAGGGUCUGUUGACACAGGACAUGGAAAAGAUGUGGCAUUUAAAGGGCCACGUCACUUACUCUGAGAAUAUGAGGCACAUGUGUUGUUGAAAAUGAUGGUAAUGACAGUGUGAGUAAAGUUUUAUUAAUCUGUGCUCUUGGCGGAAACUCAAGGUUGGGAAAUUCUUCUUUGUUGAUAAGAUAAAAGUUACUUUAACAC
Molecule: messenger RNA, 1680 nt
Organism: Motacilla alba alba
Lineage: Eukaryota; Metazoa; Chordata; Aves; Passeriformes; Motacillidae
Gene: PIGH
Product: phosphatidylinositol glycan anchor biosynthesis class H
Exons: 4
Coding region: 78-653 (191 amino acids)
Biological process (GO): GPI anchor biosynthetic process
Cellular component (GO): glycosylphosphatidylinositol-N-acetylglucosaminyltransferase (GPI-GnT) complex
Source: RefSeq, a predicted model, not a curated record